GUCAAGUCAUUCUUCAAAGUAAACCUGAAGAUGUCAGAGGAGGAAAUUCACUAUGCUUCAGUGGUGUUCAAAAGUAAGAAACCACAACAAACAAAACCUGCAAAGGAGGAAGAAACUAUUUAUGAUGAAGUAAAGUUGCAAAACGAUCCAACUCAGCAGACUUCUGGCUCAAAAGCAGGAAUUUUAUCAGAGAAGGAAGCUGGAAGAAAACAUGGCUGCUGUCAGAUGCUGACUUGUUUUUUGGUGACUUUCAGCAUCAUUUUGGUAUUGGGAAUCAUAGCAACUGUUUACUUUUUUUCUUUUCAUGACAUGAAGAUAAACCAGCUAAGAGCAAACAAGGCAGAAAACAAGAACUUAACGGCCCUCAACAACAAACUCAGAUCAGAAAACCAAAACUUAACGUACCAGAAUGAAAACCUGACCCACGUCUACAAUGACUUAGAAACCAGAAUCAGAAAUCUGACCGUGGAACAAGAACAGCUAAAAAAUAAAACCCAGGAUCUGAAGAGACAAACCGAUGAGCUGGAAGGACGGCAGAACGACCUGAAGGAACAAAUAGAAAACCUGAAGAAAACUCAGAAUGAGCUUAAUGUCAGCAGAGCUCAGUGGAGCAUUGAUGAAUACUGUCCUAAAGCAACAAAGGGGAGAAAAUGUAAGCCUUGUCAAAAAGGCUGGAGUACCUUCACAACCAGCUGCUAUGCAUAUAAUAACGCAAAGGUUGAAAAUCAGAGAAACUGGAAUGGAGCACGAGAAGGCUGUAGAGAAAAGGGUUCAGAUCUGACUGCUGCAGCAAAUGAAGAGGAAAAGGGUUAUAUCAAUGGGAUCAGUCCUAAAGAAGAGGGGAUUAAAGGAUACUGGAUUGGCCUGAGAGCUGAUCAAGGAAAAUGGAAAUGGAUUGAUGGAACUGAACUAAGCAAUCAGGACUGGAUAGAAGGGAAAGCAACUGAUGGUCAGUGUGUGACUGCUCUCCAAGACGAACAAUGGAGAUCAGUUAGCUGUAAGGAGAAGAAUGCCUGGAUCUGUGAAAAGAAGGCUUUAAAGGAAACUGCAGAAUCGGACUAUCCUCAAGUAGCAGCAGGUGCUGAGAUGAAGAUGAGAGCUACCCCAGUUCACAGUAAUCUAAUGAGAGAACUUCAUCAAGUGAAAAAACAAAAUCAUGAGUUUGAGGGAGAGAAAGAAACCCUGAAGGAACAAAUAGAAAAGCUGAAGGAAACUCAGAAUGAGCUUAAUGUCAGCAGAGCUCAGUGGAGCAUUGAUGAAUACUGUCCUAAAAGAACAAAUGGCAGAAAGUGUUUGCCAUGUCAGGAAGGCUGGAACCAAUUCCAAACCAACUGCUAUGGAUAUAAUGAUGCAGACGAAAGGGAUCGAAAAAACUGGACUGAAGCACGAGAAAACUCUACAGGAAAGGUUUCAGAUCUGACUGUUGUAGAAACCGAUGUGGAAAAGAGUAAGAUAAACAACACAUUUAGUCCUGCUAUAAAUGGCAUUGCUGGAUACUGGAUUGGCCUGAGAGCUGAUCAAGGAAAAUGGAAAUGGAUCAACGGGGCUGAACUGAUCAAUACGAGCUGGAUAAAACACAAUGCAACUGAUGGUCAGUGUGUGACUGUUCUCGAAGACAGAGAAUGGAGAUCAGUUAGCUGUGAUGAGAAGAACGCCUGGAUCUGUAAGAAGAAGGCUUUAACUGUUAAAUAGGACACA
This is a messenger RNA of Cyprinodon tularosa, 1698 nucleotides long. RefSeq names its product CD209 antigen-like. Lineage: Eukaryota; Metazoa; Chordata; Actinopteri; Cyprinodontiformes; Cyprinodontidae. The transcript is spliced from 12 exons. The record is from RefSeq and is a predicted model, not a curated record. Bases 31 to 1692 code for a protein of 553 amino acids.